UUCAUAGGAGAGCUAGUGGCUCCCGAUGACUCCUCACGCUGUACGGGUCUGUCCGUAUGACGAACGUGGGGAGACACGUACAGUGCCAAUAUAUGUGAAGUCGCAUUCGAGUGCCGUUUUAGUCGCAACACAACGUCUGCAUUUAUCAGUUCUCGGACUUGCAAGUAGCAGCCGAUUCUUUUGCGACAUUUUCGUAACCGGCGUUUGUGUAUUAACGCAGUGGUUCGCUGGUGCCAUUUAUAGGUCGCAUUAAUUCCCGAGUUGCAAGACGAGGCAAUAUCACGAAAAAUGAUAACGAUUGAAUUCCAACUCGUUAUCACUGUUCUGAGCCUACUGCUCGGAGGUUUCCUCCUUACCGGAGGUCGCCGAAAAAUUCUUUUCGUGGUCUGGAAAACGCUGCCCAGAGAUAUUCUGGGUGCUUAUCGGUUUUUUCGACUUAGAAUACUUCUUUGGUGGUGGGAGAAACGUGAAUAUACCGUUGCAAAGAUUUUUUCAAACUAUGCAGCAACUCAUCCGCAAAAAAUUGCUUACAUUUUUGAGGAUAAAGAAUGGACAUACGAACAGUUGGAACACUUCAGCAAUCGUCUGGGACGUUACUUUCGCACUAAAUCGUAUUCUCACUCGGAUAGCAUGGCUAUACUGAUGGAGAAUUGUCCUGAAUAUGUCGGUACUUGGUUGGGUCUGAGCAAAGCCGGUUUUGUAGGAGCAUUGAUCAAUACGAAUCUCCGUCAUGAUGUGCUUUUACAUAGCAUCAACGCUGCUAAUUGCAAAGCUAUCAUUUUCGGAUCGGAAUUUAAAGAUGCGAUUCGUGACAUCAAGGAUAAAAUACCUAACAUCGAGCUUUUCCAAUGGUCGGAACGGCCGGAUACACCGAUUUUGGAAGAGGCAAUCGAUCUUAACACAGAAAUCAGCAGCAUUGAUUCUGGACCCCUCAUUGUCCAACUUGACCAUAGCGGCCCCCGGUCUAAAUUCCUUUACAUUUAUACAUCUGGCACAACAGGAAUGCCAAAGGCCGCCGUUAUCAAUAAUUUGAGAUACAUGUUUAUAACAUGUGGCAUGAACAUAAUGGUUAAUAUACGCUCGGAUGAUCGAAUUUACGACCCUCUGCCUCUUUAUCACACCGCAGGUGGCAUACUUGGAGCAGGUCAGGCACUCCUGCUUGGAGUCACCGUCGUGCUUCGUAGACGAUUCAGUGUAUCCAAGUUUUGGUCAGAUUGCGUCCAUUACGAAUGCACUGUAGCACAAUAUAUCGGAGAGAUCUGCCGUUUUCUUCUCACGGUUCCGCCAAGUCAGUACGAUACGACGCAUAAAGUGCGCCUAAUGUACGGGAAUGGUCUGAGACCACAAAUUUGGAAAUCUUUCGUGAAGAGAUUCGGCGUGAAACAAAUAGGCGAAAUUUACGGGGCCACCGAAGGCAACUCAAAUCUCGUCAACCUUGAUAAUAAAAUCGGUGCUGUGGGCUUUAUACCGAGAUACGCUUCGUGGCUGUAUCCGGUUGCAUUGCUAAAAAUUGAUGAAGAAACAGCAAAGCCCUUGAGAGGGCCAGAUGGACUUUGCAUACCUUGUAAACCUGGUGAGUCUGGUAUUUUUGUGGGUAAAAUUAAUCCAACUAAAGCGUGGAACGACUUUAGCGGCUACGCGGAUGAAAAAGAAUCAGACAAGAAGAUUAUAUACGAUGUCUUUGCGAAAGGCGAUCGUGUCUUCAAUUCUGGUGAUAUUUUAAUUAUGGACAAAUUUGGAUACUUUUAUUUCAAAGAUAGAACCGGUGAUACGUUUAGGUGGCGAGGUGAAAAUGUUUCUACUUCGGAAGUGGAAGCUGUCAUCAAUAAUAUAAUGAACUUUAAAAAUGCAACUGUAUAUGGUGUCGAGAUACCCGGGAUCGAAGGUAGAGCGGGAAUGGUGGCUAUAUACGACCCAAAUAAUUCAUUAGAUUUCAAACGAUUGGAAGAAAAGUUGAAGCAAGCUUUGCCAACAUACGCCAGACCUCUUUUUAUUCGUAUCUUGUCAGAACUGCCGAUGACCGGAACGUUCAAAGUGAAAAAGAAGGAUCUCCAGCAGGAAGCUUUUGACAUUAAAAAGGUUAAAGAUCCGAUCUAUUUUCUCGACAAGAAUAUCUAUAUAAAAAUGACUGAUAAACAUUACAACGAUAUUAUCGAAGGAAAAUUUCGAUUAUAAAUCUUUACUGCAAAGAAGGUUUUUUAAUGCAAAAUAGAACUUAUGUUAAAUUUUCAGCUUUGGAACUUUAGUUUUUUAGUUAAAUUUUAGUUAGAUCAUAUUCCGUGGUCAUUAUUUUAAAAAUCAAAAUUAACUAUUAUACGUCUUCCUCUGCAAAUUCCGUAUACAGAAAAUUACAUUUGUGUAUUGUUUCGAAGAAAACGUUUAAUAUUUUUCUUCCAUACGAUAGUUACAACUAAUACUUUAUAGCUUAUAAAGUAUUUGUGUCGCGAAUUAUGAGGAUGAAAAUGUUUCCAGUGUAUAUUGUGAAAAUAGCAAAAUGUAUUACAAAUGUACACAAAUAUUGUACUAAAUUGUUAAAAGCAUAAGAGUAUUUUCGAAAGUUCGAUAUGUUUUGUAAAGUUACGUUUUUGAAUUAUAUACAUGUUAUAUUUUUUAUAAUAUAGAAACGAGUUUUAAUCGCGCUUUAUCUUUUCGCAUUUGUAAAUUCUUAAUAAAAAUUAAUUACAUAAAUCUCUUACAACAAAUUGUAAAAA
Messenger RNA from Linepithema humile (Argentine ant), 2711 nucleotides. It is a transcript of the gene Fatp3, whose product is annotated as Fatty acid transport protein 3. The record is from RefSeq and is a predicted model, not a curated record. Lineage: Eukaryota; Metazoa; Arthropoda; Insecta; Hymenoptera; Formicidae. Gene Ontology annotation, cellular component: endoplasmic reticulum. Gene Ontology annotation, biological process: triglyceride homeostasis. Gene Ontology annotation, molecular function: long-chain fatty acid transmembrane transporter activity; long-chain fatty acid-CoA ligase activity.